Cantharellus anzutake is the source of this 3399-nucleotide messenger RNA. RefSeq lists its product as uncharacterized. The transcript has 2 exons. Gene Ontology annotation, molecular function: protein binding. Lineage: Eukaryota; Fungi; Basidiomycota; Agaricomycetes; Cantharellales; Hydnaceae. Bases 83 to 3328 code for a protein of 1081 amino acids. The record is from RefSeq and is a predicted model, not a curated record.
GUCUCGGGCUGCCGGCAUUUACGAACCCUUGGAAUCCACCUUCGUCCCCUGUCCCCCUUUUUGACGAUAAAAAUCCUUUAUAAUGAACCAACCCGUCAAUUCCGAGCGUGAGGACAGGUCUUCCACACAGUUUACCCUUUCGACCGAUCGAUCCAGCGACGUUUUCGAGGUUUUUGAAGAUUGUUUCCAAGCCGUUUCCCACCAAGCAGCCGAGGCGGACAGCUCAUUUUUACAUGGGAGUGAGGAUUGCCAUAUGUCGCCCUUGAUGUCGUCAUCAAGAUUGCAGCAUGACGAACCUGUCUUUCCCAUGUCCCUUCCAGAAUGCAGUCGCUCGGUAUUUUCUACACUUACUCGAGACCAACACGACGGAUCGUCCUCGUCUAGCUCCUCAACACCAUCCGAGUCGUUCUCCUUUUCACCUCCCCUUUCCCCUCCCGGACGGACACAUUGCCGCGAGCCCACGGUUGAGGCCGAGGCUGGAACUUCCUAUGACACUACAAUCACUACCCCUAGCCCUGGCCCAUUCACGUUGGGAUCGCAAUCAAAGGGCAAAGGCCGAGCGCUGGACCAGUCUGCGCACGGGCCAUGCGCGCUACUACUUCCUUCACUUGAUUUUGAGAGGGAGGAGGUAACUGACGAGGGAGAAAAGGCUCACAGUUCCAAACCCAAACGCGUCAUAGGGUGGGAUCCAGAAUCAUUUUUUUGUGAUGGAUCUGAGCCCUCCACAGCACGAGGAGCUAGCAUCGCGUCAUUGACCCAAUCUGACCACAUAGAAUUGGAAAAUGACCGAAAAACACCCACAGGCUCUGGCCUAUCUCGUGCUUUCUCCCAACAACGAUUCGAGCCCCCCCGGGUGAUGCAAAUGGUCGUUCCAUCGGAAGAUAGCACCAAUGUCUCAUCCCCUUCGCCCCCGUGGCUUCCUAGAAUUGAUGCGCCGCCCGCACCUAUAUCAAGCAUCUCGAGGUCGAGAUCAACCUCGCUUCGAGAUAUGUCGAAGCACAUCAAGGUCAAACUUCAGCGUUCGCGAGAAUUUCUAAGAAGAAGCAAACAUCGAGAUGACAUUGAAGUUGGCACGUCCCCACCCGCCCAUACACCCCCUACCGCAACUAGCCCACCGUCGAUGGAGACGAGAUCUGUUCAAUUUUCCCCAGAACUGUUCUCAGACGAGAGUAGUAUAGAUAAGAAGCUGAAGCUGAACCCGAGAGGGCGACCAUUCACUGGUUCCCUCCCGUCUGUGACGCGCCCAUCGUCUCCUUUCCCAUCAAUAGCUGGUCCCGUACUCACUACCGACCCGCCAGAUAUCUGCGGGCUCCCGCUAAAUAGCGAAGAGACCUCUGCGGCUGAGGCAUUAUCACAGCCAAAAGACCUGUUUAACAUAAUGUUGCCGGUAGAAACCCGCUUGCACAUAUUUCUUUGCUUAGUAUUGAGCUUCGUGAGUGACUUAUCCAGAUUGGUCGAGGGAAAAUCUUGGAGUGUAGGGAUUGCUGCCAAGAUGCGUUGGGUCGGCUGGGAAGCUGGUAUUCGUGAACUAGUGAAGAUUAGCAGGGUUUGCCGUGCAUGGCAGUUUCUUGCAUUGGAUGGCCAGCUUUGGUCAACAUUAGGCGCGUCACCUGGCUUUCCACCGGAUUUGCUUUCCAGGAUCAGCCAAAUUGCGGGGCCUUUUGUAACGUCGUUGCAACUUGAAGGGAUACCAACACUUGGGACUAGUGAUCUUGCUAUAAUUGCCAAGAAUAUUUCGACGAUUGCCCAUCCCGUUCAAACUUUUUCGUCCCAUGGUCACCCCCAUGGAACCAUCUCGCCCUCAAUUCAUCCUGUAGAUGGGUGGCAAACGAAUCUCACUGACGUCAACCUCAAGGGCCUGACUAACCUAACUACUCGAGGGUUAAUUAAAUUUCUUACGAGCUGCCCCAUAUUGGAGAAUCUUUGCCUGCGAGGGUUGGAUGCCGUCACCAAUACAACUUGUAUCGUCAUUGGGGAUUCUAACCCAAGGCUACGUUUGCUGGACCUUGGUCGCUGCCCAAACAUGGAUGCUUUCGGAGUGACGUUCAUCUGCGAAGCCGUAGAAAGAAGGAAGAGGAGCGCAUCCUGUCUAGGGACAGGGGCCAUCGGCAUGGGCCAGGAAGGAGUACUCGGCGAUGGCACGACCCUUCGUGAGCUACGUAUUUCCGGCUUGAAACGUGCCUCGGAGUGGGUCAUGGCAUCAAUUGCACAAGCAUUCCCUAAUUUAGAGGUACUCGAUCUGAGCUACUGUAAUGGGUUGUCUGAUCGAUGUGUGGAGAAAUUCGUCGAGUGGAAGGAAGAUACAUUGGUAGAUGCGAGGAGAGGCACCUAUGUCCAGCUCACCUCAAUGGAAGCUGGUCUUGAUCCAACAGAUCGUACGAUGUAUAAGCGGCGCGUUACCAAGCUACGGCAUUUGAACCUUUCGCAUUGCCUAACCUUGACAGACCGUGCUUGUUCUGCCCUUGCCUUCACGGUUCCGAACAUGGAGCUUCUGGAAUUGGCAGGCAUCGGUGCAAAUUUGGAAGACGGCGGGUUGGUGCGAUUGCUAAAGACCCUGCCUUAUAUUCGAAAACUCGACCUUGAAGAUGCAUCGCAUAUUACGGAUGAAGUCCUCACUGCCAUUACCCCAUCUCCUUCCACGACUCGUCCCUCAGCAGCGAUUCCGAUAGCCUUGUAUGGCGACAGCAUGUUCAUUUCCAAGCCGCCUGGCACCGUUGUAAUUCCCCAGCCGGGAGAGUGCCUCGAGGAACUCAUCAUCUCAUAUGCUGCACUCCCCACCCCCGAAGCUGUUCAUACACUUAUACAGGCAUGUCCCCGUCUUCGCAAGUUGGACACAGACAACACACGGAUCACGGACGAGAGCAUCCGGAUUUUUGUCGAAGUAGCAAGAAAGAGAAGCAUCAAGGAUGCCGGCAUUGUGGCAAUUGACUGUGCGAACAUCAGCCGCGCUGUUGUUGAUGAACUCGCUGGGCGAGAGGAAAUACGGCCUCGUUACGGAUUUCGAUGUUGGGAGGUCACCAGCACUGGUCUUGGGUACGCAGACGCUCGAGAUGGCGACAAUCUCCCUAUUGCAGAUGGUGAAGGAUUGGAUGAGUGUGAUGAGACUAAGGUCGUCGUGAAGACCUUUAGGUCAUGGCAGGUUGUGGACAAGUGGCUUGGGGAGAGAGAGAAACGUAACAAAGCGCGGAUGGGGGCCGAAGUUUCCCUUCUUCAGAGAAGGGAAGGUAGGAGUAGUCGCUGGUUUGGCAGAAGGUCCAACUCCGCAUCCGGGACAACGACACCAGGUAUGGGUGUUGACGAUGACGACCGUGGGUGUAUUAUCAUGUAAAAUUCCGAAAAGAUUGUUGUAUCGUUUGUGGCUCCUUGUGUGUGUAUUUCGUACCCUGUAGACGCAGAUGU